Beauveria bassiana ARSEF 2860 is the source of this 984-nucleotide messenger RNA. Its product is annotated as Yip1 domain-containing protein. Gene Ontology annotation, cellular component: trans-Golgi network; membrane. Gene Ontology annotation, biological process: vesicle fusion with Golgi apparatus; endoplasmic reticulum to Golgi vesicle-mediated transport. Lineage: Eukaryota; Fungi; Ascomycota; Sordariomycetes; Hypocreales; Cordycipitaceae. The transcript is spliced from 2 exons. The record is from RefSeq and is a predicted model, not a curated record. The coding region runs from base 1 to 984 and encodes 327 amino acids.
AUGUCAAACUACUACGGGCAGGGCAACGCCGCUCCCCCUUACGGCGCUGACGCGGGCGGCAGCAGCGGCGCGCAAAAUCUCCAGUUCUACCCCUCGACCUAUGCGCCGGGCGUGGGCGUCUCGGGCGCCGCGACGCCCCAGCAGGCGGCCUACGGCUUCACGGGCGGCAGCGUCGGCGGCAGCGUGGGCUUUGGGGGCAGCGCCGCGCAAAACGGCUUCUCAUCGGGCGGCUUCGGCGGCGCGGGCGUCUCGGGCCGCAUGGGCGAGCACGGCGGCUUGCGCACCGGCUGGCUGGCAGCCUUUUCCACAGAGGGCUACGACGGAGAGCCGCCGCUGCUGGAGGAGCUGGGCGUCAACUUUGGUCACAUUCAAUCCAAGACGCUGGCGGUAUUGAAUCCCUUUCGACACAUUGACCAGCACAUCAUGGACGACUCGGACCUGUUUGGCCCCAUGUUCUUCUUCCUCCUCUUUGGCUUCUUUCUGCUCUUCUCCGGCAAGGUCCACUUUGGCUACAUCUACGGCCUCGCCCUCCUCGGCUCCACGUCACUUCACAUGAUCCUGUCCCUUAUGUCUCCCGCUGGCGACGACGGCCCCUCCUCCUUCCACGGCCCGUACGGCGGCGAGGCGCCCCCGCCCAGCCAAGGUUCGUCCCAGCACGGCGGCCACUUCUCAGCCACGCUGACAUUUCCGCGCUCCGCGUCCGUUCUGGGCUACUGCCUCCUGCCGCUCGUCGUUACCAGCAUGUUUGGCGUCGUCAUGCCCAUGGACACCCCGCUCGGCAUCAUCGUCACCAGCUUCGCCAUCAUGUGGAGCACCUACAGCGCCAGCGGCAUGUUCUGCGCCGUCGGCCGCAUGAAGGGCAUGCGUGCCCUCGUCGCCUACCCUCUCGCCCUCUUCUACGUCGGUUUCGGUAUCAUGGGCAUCUUUAGCAGCCGUGGUAGCGGUUCCCUCGCCAACGCGGCGGCCAAGCUCAACAAUUCCUGA